Molecule: messenger RNA, 1200 nt
Organism: Euleptes europaea (tarantolino)
Lineage: Eukaryota; Metazoa; Chordata; Lepidosauria; Squamata; Sphaerodactylidae
Gene: DNAJA4
Product: DnaJ heat shock protein family (Hsp40) member A4
Exons: 7
Coding region: 7-1200 (397 amino acids)
Biological process (GO): response to heat; protein refolding
Cellular component (GO): cytosol; cytoplasm
Molecular function (GO): Hsp70 protein binding; ATP binding
Source: RefSeq, a predicted model, not a curated record
GCCACCAUGGUGAAGGAGACAGGUUACUACGACAUCCUUGGGGUGAAGCCCAACGCCACCUCAGAGGAGAUCAAACGCGCCUACCGCAAGCUGGCACUGAAGUACCAUCCUGACAAGAACCCCAGCGAGGGCGAGCGGUUUAAGCUCAUAUCCCAGGCUUAUGAAGUUCUGUCAGACCCCAAGAAAAGGGACCUCUAUGACCAGGGUGGGGAGCAAGCUAUUAAAGAAGGAGGCUUAAGUGGCGGCAAUUUCUCUUCACCCAUGGACAUCUUUGACAUGUUCUUUGGUGGUGGAGGCCGAAUGAAUAGAGAGAGACGAGGCAAGAACGUUGUGCACCAGUUGAGCGUGAGCCUCGAAGACUUGUAUAACGGGACCACCCGGAAGCUGGCGCUUCAGAAGAACGUGAUCUGCGACAAGUGUAAAGGCUAUGGUGGGAAGAAAGGGGCUGUGGAGAAGUGCCCCACCUGCAAAGGGCGUGGGGUGCAGGUGAUCGUGCAGCAGAUCGGGCCGGGCAUGGUGCAGCAGAUCCAGACGGUCUGCCCCGACUGCAAAGGCCAGGGCGAGCGCAUCAACCCCAGGGACAGGUGCACCACCUGCCACGGCAACAAGGUGGUGCGGGAGAAGAAGAUCUUAGAGAUCCACAUCGAAAAAGGAAUGAAAGAUGGUCAGAAAAUGGUGAUUCAUGGAGAGGGCGACCAAGAGCCCGACCUGGAGCCCGGAGAUGUCAUCAUCGUGCUUGACCAGAAGGACCACCCCAUGUUUCAGAGAAGAGGCCAUGACUUGAUUAUAAAAAUGAGCAUUCAGCUCACAGAGGCCUUGUGCGGUUUCAAAAAGACAGUUGAAACACUGGACGAGAGAGUCCUUGUGAUAACUUCCAGACCAGGUGAGGUGAUAAAACACGGAGACCUCAAAUGCGUCCAGAACGAAGGAAUGCCUAUUUACAAGAAUCCACUGGAAAAAGGUUCUCUGAUUAUACAAUUCUUGGUUGUCUUCCCGGAGAAAAACUGGCUUCCCCCAGAGCGGCUGCCUCUGCUAGAAGUCCUUCUCCCUCCCCGGGAGGACGUCAUGAUCACGGACGACAUGGACCAGGUCGACCUGGUCGAGUUCGACCCGAGGGAGCAGUCCCACCGCAGGCAUGGGGAAGUGUACGAAGAGGACGAGGAGGGGCCCAGGGCAGGCGUGCAGUGCCACACGUCUUAG